AUGGGAGAGAAGUAUUGCAAGUCUUUUAUUGACAUCAUCCCUCAAGAAUUGAUUGAAGAAAUCGUUGCAUAUAUUGCUUCAACAUCUUCUAGAUCUCUUCAUGAUCUCAAAAUUUUACGUGGCUGUUGUAAGAGUUUUUAUGUAGCAUCGAAAAGUCGGAAAGUUGGGCAGUUAAUGCGGGUUGAUAAUUUAUGGUAUCUUGAUAUGAAGGAGUAUAUUAGUGUUCUUCAAAAUUGUGCCCAGAAAGACAAUUUGGAAGCUUGUUUGGUGCUUGGAUUGAUCGACUGUAUGAAGUUGAAAAUGGAUUCAGGCAUCCAAUAUCUAACAAAUGCAGCUUUUAAAGGUCAUUUACUUGCUGGGUAUGUAGGGGGGAUUAUUUUGUACAAAAAUCAGGAAACACGUCCUUCUGGCAUGGCAAUGCUCAACAUGGUUGCUAUUGGAAGAGUUGAUCAUGGCUCAAAACCAUUUGAAAGCAAAAAAUCUGGUAAUUAUAUAAUAAAUAAUUGUAGAUAUUCUGCAGCAAAAUUAUUUAGAGAUAUCGUAUGGAGUAUAGAAUGUAAAUGGCUAGAAAAAGAGGAAUGGGAGUGUGAGAGCCGUUUGUGUGGUCGAAAAAUCGAUGAUAUCCUUUGUAAUGAAUGGUUAGGUGAAGAUGGAUUAGUAAGAGAGUUUUGUAGUCAUGUUUGUAGAUGGAAAUAUGAAUUUAAUAUGUUUACAACACUUUUGUAA
Molecule: messenger RNA, 726 nt
Organism: Dioscorea cayenensis subsp. rotundata (Guinea yam)
Lineage: Eukaryota; Viridiplantae; Streptophyta; Magnoliopsida; Dioscoreales; Dioscoreaceae
Exons: 3
Coding region: 1-726 (241 amino acids)
Source: RefSeq, a predicted model, not a curated record